Molecule: messenger RNA, 7271 nt
Organism: Sorex fumeus (smoky shrew)
Lineage: Eukaryota; Metazoa; Chordata; Mammalia; Eulipotyphla; Soricidae
Product: sodium channel protein type 3 subunit alpha
Exons: 27
Coding region: 282-6284 (2000 amino acids)
Biological process (GO): membrane depolarization during action potential; neuronal action potential; sodium ion transmembrane transport
Cellular component (GO): voltage-gated sodium channel complex; axon; plasma membrane
Molecular function (GO): protein binding; voltage-gated sodium channel activity
Source: RefSeq, a predicted model, not a curated record
GAGUGAAUCUCAGAACAGGAAGCGGAGGCAUAAGCACAGAGGAUUCUGGAAAGGUCUCUUUGUUUUCUUGCCCACAGAAAAAGGAUAGGAUUGAUUACAAAAACACUGUAAUCAAUUUGUAAACCUCUGUGGCCAAAAAAUCUGAACGCUGCAGAGAAGGCACGUUAUACUCUAACCAUCUUGGAUGCAAGGCUUUGUUAUGCUGUGAUCUGUAAGGCUCUGUUUUAUCAGGCAAUUCUUAUGCAAGAAGCUCAACGUAAUUAAAUGUGCAGGAUGAAAAGAUGGCACAGGCACUGCUGGUACCCCCGGGACCUGAAAGCUUCCGACUUUUUACUAGAGAAUCUCUUGCUGCUAUUGAAAAACGAGCUGCAGAAGAGAAAGCCAAGAAGCCUACUAAAAAAGAACAAGACAAUGAUGAUGAGAACAAACCAAAGCCCAACAGUGACUUGGAAGCUGGAAAAAACCUUCCUUUUAUCUAUGGAGACAUACCUCCAGCGAUGGUGUCAGAGCCCUUGGAGGACCUGGACCCAUACUAUAUCAAUAAGAAAACUUUUAUAGUAUUGAAUAAAGGGAAGGCAAUUUUCCGAUUCAGUGCCACCUCUGCCUUGUACAUUUUAACUCCACUAAACCCUGUUAGAAAAAUUGCUAUUAAGAUUUUGGUACAUUCUUUAUUCAGCAUGCUUAUUAUGUGCACUAUUUUGACCAACUGUGUAUUUAUGACCUUGAGUAACCCUCCAGACUGGACAAAGAAUGUAGAGUACACAUUCACUGGGAUCUAUACCUUUGAGUCACUUAUAAAAAUUUUGGCAAGAGGGUUUUGCUUAGAAGAUUUUACAUUCCUUCGUGAUCCAUGGAAUUGGCUGGAUUUCAGUGUCAUUGUGAUGGCAUAUGUGACAGAGUUUGUGGACCUGGGCAAUGUCUCAGCAUUGAGAACAUUCAGAGUUCUCCGAGCACUGAAAACCAUUUCAGUCAUUCCAGGUUUAAAGACCAUCGUGGGGGCCCUGAUUCAGUCCGUGAAGAAGCUCUCUGAUGUCAUGAUCCUGACCGUGUUCUGUCUGAGCGUGUUUGCUCUAAUUGGUCUGCAGCUGUUUAUGGGCAACCUGCGGAAUAAAUGUUUGCAAUGGCCCCCAAGUGAUUCGGCUUUUGAAACUAACACCACUUCCUAUUUUAAUGGCACAGCGGAUUCAAAUGGAACAUUUGUUAAUGUGACAAUGACCACCUUUAACUGGAAGGAUUACAUUGCUGAUGACAGUCACUUUUAUGUGUUAGAAGGACAAAAGGACCCUUUACUCUGUGGAAAUGGCUCAGAUGCAGGACAGUGUCCAGAAGGAUACAUCUGUGUGAAGGCUGGUCGAAACCCCAACUAUGGCUACACCAGCUUCGAUACAUUUAGUUGGGCUUUCCUAUCUCUAUUUCGUCUCAUGACUCAAGACUACUGGGAGAAUCUCUACCAGUUGACAUUACGCGCUGCUGGAAAAACGUAUAUGAUAUUUUUUGUCCUGGUGAUUUUCUUGGGCUCUUUUUAUCUGGUAAAUUUGAUCCUGGCUGUGGUGGCUAUGGCUUAUGAGGAACAGAAUCAGGCCACCUUGGAAGAGGCAGAACAGAAGGAGGCUGAAUUUCAGCAGAUGCUUGAACAGCUUAAAAAGCAACAGGAAGAAGCUCAGGCAGUUGCAGCAGCAUCAGCUGCGUCAAGAGACUUCAGUGGAAUAGGUGGGUUAGGGGAGCUAUUAGAAAGUUCUUCAGAAGCAUCAAAGUUAAGCUCCAAAAGUGCUAAGGAGUGGAGGAACCGAAGGAAAAAAAGAAGACAAAGGGAGCAUUUUGAAGUAAACAACAAAGGAGAGGGAGACAGGUUUCCAAAAUCUGAAUCUGAAGACAGUGUCAAGAGGAGCUUUCUUUUCUCCUUGGAUGGAAAUCGACUAACUAGUGACAAGAAGUUCUGCUCCCCUCAUCAGUCUCUGUUAAGUAUCCGUGGUUCCCUAUUUUCUCCGAGACGCAAUAGCAAAACGAGCAUUUUCAGCUUCAGAGGUCGAACAAAGGAUGUUGGUUCUGAAAAUGACUUUGCUGAUGAUGAGCACAGUACAUUUGAAGACAGCGAGAGCAGGAGAGACUCACUGUUUGUGCCACACAGACAUGGAGAGCGACGCAACAGUAACGUUAGUCAGGCCAGUAUGUCAUCCAGGAUGGUGCCAGGGCUUCCAGCAAAUGGGAAGAUGCACAGCACUGUGGAUUGCAAUGGUGUGGUUUCCUUGGUGGGUGGACCAUCAACUCUAACCUCACCUUCUGGACAACUUCUGCCAGAGGGCACCACCACUGAAACAGAAAUCAGAAAGAGAAGGCUAAGUUCUUAUCAGAUUUCAAUGGAAAUGCUAGAAGAUUCUUCUGGAAGACACAGAGCUAUGAGUAUAGCCAGCAUUUUGACCAAUACAAUGGAGGAACUUGAAGAAUCUAGACAAAAGUGUCCACCAUGCUGGUAUAGAUUUGCCAAUGUGUUUUUGAUCUGGGAUUGCUGUGAUGCCUGGCUAAAAGUAAAGCAUCUUGUGAAUUUAAUUGUUAUGGAUCCAUUUGUUGAUCUUGCAAUUACUAUUUGCAUUGUUCUAAAUACCCUCUUUAUGGCCAUGGAGCACUACCCAAUGACUGGUCAAUUCAGUAGGGUAUUGACUGUAGGAAACCUGGUCUUCACUGGGAUCUUCACAGCAGAAAUGGUUCUCAAGAUCAUUGCGAUGGAUCCAUAUUAUUAUUUCCAAGAGGGUUGGAAUAUUUUUGAUGGAAUUAUUGUCAGCCUCAGUUUGAUGGAGCUUGGCCUGGCAAAUGUGGAAGGAUUGUCUGUACUAAGAUCAUUCAGACUGCUUCGAGUGUUCAAGUUGGCAAAAUCAUGGCCUACCUUGAAUAUGCUAAUUAAGAUUAUUGGCAAUUCCGUGGGAGCUCUGGGUAACCUCACUUUGGUCUUGGCCAUCAUUGUCUUCAUUUUUGCCGUGGUUGGCAUGCAGUUGUUCGGUAAGAGCUACAAAGAAUGUGUCUGCAAGAUCUCCAGCGACUGUCAACUACCACGCUGGCACAUGAAUGACUUCUUCCACUCCUUCCUGAUUGUGUUUCGUGUACUCUGUGGAGAGUGGAUAGAGACCAUGUGGGACUGCAUGGAGGUCGCUGGCCAAACCAUGUGCCUUAUUGUUUUCAUGUUGGUCAUGGUCAUUGGAAAUCUUGUGGUUCUGAACCUCUUCCUAGCCUUAUUAUUGAGUUCAUUUAGUUCGGACAAUCUUGCUGCUACUGAUGAUGAUAAUGAAAUGAACAAUCUCCAGAUUGCAGUAGGAAGGAUGCAAAAAGGAAUUGAUUAUGUAAAAAAUAAGAUUCAGGAGUGUUUCCGCGUGACAUUUCUUAGGAAGUCAAAAGUUAUAGAAAUCCAUGAAGAAAACAAAAUAGACAGCUGUAUAUCCAAUAAUACUGGAAUUGAAAUAAACAAAGAGCUUAAUGUUCUUAAAGAUGGGAAUGGAACCACCAGUGGAGUAGGUACUGGAAGCAGUGUUGAAAAAUAUGUAAUCGAUGAGAAUGAUUAUAUGUCCUUCAUAAACAACCCCAACCUCACUGUAACAGUACCAAUUGCUGUUGGAGAGUCUGACUUUGAAAACUUAAAUACUGAAGAGUUUAGCAGUGAGUCAGAACUAGAAGAAAGUAAAGAGAAAUUAAAUGCAACCAGUUCAUCUGAAGGAAGUACAGUUGACAUUGCUCCACCCCGAGAAGGUGAACAGGCAGAAAUUGAACAAGAGGAAGACCUUAAACCAGAAGCUUGUUUUACAGAAGGAUGUAUAAAAAAGUUUCCAUUCUGUCAAGUAAGUAUAGAAGAGGGAAAAGGAAAGAUCUGGUGGAAUCUUCGGAAAACCUGUUACAGCAUUGUAGAACACAAUUGGUUUGAGACAUUUAUUGUCUUCAUGAUCCUUCUCAGCAGUGGUGCUUUGGCUUUUGAAGAUAUAUAUAUUGAACAGCGAAAGACCAUCAAAACCAUGCUUGAGUACGCUGACAAGGUCUUCACCUACAUAUUCAUUCUGGAAAUGCUUCUCAAAUGGGUAGCUUAUGGAUUUCAAACAUAUUUCACUAAUGCCUGGUGCUGGCUAGAUUUCCUGAUUGUUGAUGUUUCUUUGGUGAGCUUGGUAGCUAACGCACUGGGCUAUUCAGAACUUGGUGCCAUCAAAUCCCUACGGACAUUGAGAGCUUUGCGACCUCUAAGAGCUUUAUCUCGAUUUGAAGGAAUGAGGGUGGUUGUGAAUGCUCUUGUAGGGGCAAUUCCCUCCAUCAUGAAUGUGCUAUUGGUUUGUCUUAUAUUCUGGCUGAUUUUUAGCAUCAUGGGUGUGAAUUUGUUUGCGGGCAAGUUCUACCACUGUGUUAACACAACUACAGAUAGCAUGUUUACAGUUAAUGAAGUCAAUAAUUACAGCGACUGUCUGGCUCUUGGCAAGCAAGCACGAUGGAAAAAUGUGAAAGUAAAUUUUGAUAAUGUUGGUGCUGGCUAUCUAGCACUGCUUCAAGUGGCCACGUUUAAAGGUUGGAUGGAUAUUAUGUAUGCAGCUGUUGAUUCACGAGAUGUUAAACUUCAGCCUGUGUAUGAAGAAAAUCUCUACAUGUAUUUAUAUUUUGUCAUCUUUAUCAUCUUUGGGUCAUUCUUUACUCUGAAUCUAUUCAUUGGUGUCAUCAUAGAUAACUUCAACCAACAGAAAAAGAAGUUUGGAGGUCAAGAUAUAUUUAUGACUGAGGAACAGAAAAAAUAUUACAAUGCAAUGAAGAAACUUGGAUCCAAAAAACCUCAAAAACCUAUACCUCGGCCAGGAAACAAAUUUCAAGGGAUGGUCUUUGACUUUGUAACCAGACAAGUCUUUGACAUCAGUAUCAUGAUCCUCAUCUGUCUCAACAUGGUCACCAUGAUGGUGGAAACAGAUGACCAGAGCAAAUAUAUGACUCUAGUUUUGUCCCGAAUCAAUCUUGUGUUCAUUAUCCUAUUUACUGGAGAAUUUGUACUCAAGCUAAUCUCCCUUAGAUACUACUACUUUACCAUAGGAUGGAAUAUCUUUGAUUUUGUGGUGGUGAUUCUCUCCAUUGUAGGUAUGUUUCUGGCUAAACUGAUAGAAAAAUAUUUUGUGUCUCCUACCCUAUUCCGAGUCAUUCGUCUCGCCAGGAUUGGUAGAGUCUUGCGUCUCAUCAAAGGGGCCAAGGGGAUCCGCACUCUGCUCUUUGCUCUGAUGAUGUCCCUCCCUGCCUUGUUUAAUAUUGGCCUCCUGCUCUUCCUGGUCAUGUUCAUCUACGCCAUUUUUGGAAUGUCCAACUUUGCCUAUGUUAAAAAAGAAGCUGGAAUUGAUGACAUGUUCAAUUUUGAAACCUUCGGCAAUAGCAUGAUUUGCCUAUUUCAGAUCACCACCUCUGCUGGCUGGGAUGGAUUGUUAGCACCUAUACUCAACAGUGCACCCCCCGACUGUGACCCUGACAAAAUUCACCCUGGAAGCUCAGUUAAGGGAGACUGUGGGAACCCAUCUGUUGGGAUUUUCUUCUUUGUCAGUUAUAUCAUCAUAUCAUUUCUGGUUGUGGUAAACAUGUACAUCGCUGUCAUCUUGGAGAAUUUCAGUGUUGCUACUGAAGAAAGUGCAGAGCCUCUGAGUGAGGAUGACUUUGAGAUGUUCUAUGAGGUUUGGGAGAAGUUUGAUCCGGAUGCCACCCAGUUUAUAGAGUUUGCUAAGCUCUCUGAUUUUGCAGCUGCCCUGGAUCCUCCUCUUCUUAUAGCAAAACCGAACAAAGUCCAGCUCAUUGCCAUGGAUUUGCCCAUGGUCAGUGGGGACCGAAUCCAUUGCCUGGACAUAUUAUUUGCCUUUACAAAGCGUGUUUUGGGUGAGAGUGGAGAGAUGGAUGCCCUACGAAUUCAAAUGGAAGACCGGUUCAUGGCAUCAAACCCUUCCAAAGUCUCCUAUGAACCUAUUACCACCACUUUGAAACGCAAACAGGAGGAGGUGUCUGCUGCUAUCAUUCAAAGAAAUUUCAGAUGUUUUCUUUUAAGGCAAAGGUUAAAAAAGGUAUCAAGUGAAUAUAACAAAGAGGUUAUCAAAGGAAGGAUUGGCUUACCUAUAAAAGAAGAGAUGAUUAUUGACAAAUUAAAUGGGAACUCUACCCCGGAAAAAACAGAUGGAAGUUCCUCUACCACCUCUCCUCCUUCUUAUGAUAGUGUAACAAAGCCAGACAAAGAAAAGUUUGAGAAAGACAAACCAGAAAAAGAAAACAGAGGAAAAGAGGUCAGGGAAAAUCAAAAGUAAAAAGAAAAUUAUCUUUGUGAUCAAUUGUUUACAGCCUAUGAAGGUAAAAUCUAGGUAUCAACUAGACUCUCAGAGGAGGUCUAUGCCAAACUGACUGUUUUAACACAUACUCAUGGUCAGUGCCUAUAACAAGACAGUGGCCUCUCUGUCACUACAACUCUGUGAGUCAGGGUAUAACAUUGACAAGAGGUUGCUUUUUUUUAUUACCAGCUGACACUGCUGAGGAGAAUUUCAAUGGCUACCUAGACCGUAGGGUUAGUUGUGCAAAGUGGUCAUUAUAACUACACCAAACUCCUUUAGGACAGUACUUUGCAUCCAUUAUAUUUUUAACUUCCAUAUCUGCCAUAUUUUUACAAAAUUUUUUUCUGGUGGAUUUCCCUGGUCCCUAAUUCAUAGCUUAUUCAUAAUACUCUCACUAUUUUUGUAAAUGAGGUUUAAGUUGAGAAAAAAAGUAUAUAAGAUCUUCCUAUUCCACAAGUCUCUCAAAUAAGACAAAAUAGUUUGCUUAUGAGGUGAAAUUUUUCUCAAAACCAGAAAAAAAUUCUAAUAUCAAUGAUUUCAGGUACUUCCAUUUUCUAGAUGGCUUUAAUUUUUAAAGUGUUUCAGUCUGUUGUGUUUGUUUAUAUCUAAACAGUUAUGUGCCUGUAAAAUCUCCUCUACAUUUUAAAGGCUUAUUUUUAUGCAAAGUAUUCUGUUUCAGCAAGUGCAAAUUUUAUUCUGAGUUCCAGAGAUCUAUAUUUAAUUUUGGUUAAAUGCUUUCCCCAAAAAAAGUAAUCUAAUAAAUCUGUUCUAGAAAAGCGUGUCUAAAGUAUUGCUUUAGAAUAGUUAUUCCACUUUCUGCUGCAGUAUGCUUUACCAUCUUCUGUGCUCAGCGAAAUUGACAUUUUUGUCAAUAAUACACCCUCUGUUCUGUAAAUAGUUACUUUAAACUGUGGUGCAUAUUUGAGUAUAUAUAAAUGUGUGUGUCUGUGCAAACACAUACACACU